Oncorhynchus kisutch (coho salmon) is the source of this 6961-nucleotide messenger RNA. RefSeq names its product TGF-beta receptor type-1. The record is from RefSeq and is a predicted model, not a curated record. Gene Ontology annotation, molecular function: transforming growth factor beta receptor activity, type I; ATP binding; SMAD binding. The transcript is spliced from 9 exons. Gene Ontology annotation, cellular component: plasma membrane; signaling receptor complex. Gene Ontology annotation, biological process: heart development; protein phosphorylation; transforming growth factor beta receptor signaling pathway. Lineage: Eukaryota; Metazoa; Chordata; Actinopteri; Salmoniformes; Salmonidae. Bases 57 to 1550 code for a protein of 497 amino acids.
ACCAUGGACUAUCGACAGAAGUUGAGACAGGCAGUCUGGAGUAAAUCUGAACCACGAUGGACGCAAUAACCCGUUGUCUCGUGUUAAUAGUCCUGUUCUUUGGGACUAGGAUUCCAGAAAAUUAUGCCUUGCAGUGUUACUGCCAGCGAUGUCUCAACUCCACGUGCACCACGGACGGCCUGUGCUUCGUGUCCGUCAGGAAGUCUGGCAGCAGCAUCACCGCCGAGAGCAGCAUGUGUGUCCCAGAGAACGAGCUAAUCCCGCGUGACCGCCCCUUCAUCUGCGCACCCUCCACCAAGGACGACACUGGCAUCUACCCCAUGUGCUGCGCCACCGACUGGUGCAACAAGAACCCCGACCUCAGCGUCUUCCCAGUGCCAACGGUGAAGCCGGUUCCCCUGGGGCCUGUGGCGCUGGCAGCGGUCAUUGCGGGGCCUGUGUGCGUACUGUGCUUCGUGCUGAUGCUGGUCUUCUACAUCUGCCACAGCCGCGCGGGCGUCCACCACCGCGUACCCAACGAGGAGGACCCCUCCAUGAACCACCCCUUCCUCAAUGUGGGCUCCACUCUCCAAGACCUCAUCUACGACAUGACCACCUCUGGCUCCGGCUCUGGUCUGCCCCUGCUGGUUCAGAGGACCAUAGCCCGGACCAUCAUCCUCCAGGAGAGCAUCGGGAAGGGCCGCUUCGGCGAGGUGUGGCGGGGGAAGUGGCGAGACGAAGAGGUGGCGGUCAAGAUCUUCUCGUCCCGUGAGGAGCGCUCGUGGUUCCGCGAGGCUGAGAUCUACCAGACAGUCAUGCUGCGUCACGAGAACAUCCUGGGCUUCAUCGCUGCCGACAACAAAGAUAAUGGGACAUGGACCCAGCUGUGGCUGGUAUCAGACUACCAUGAGCAUGGCUCUUUGUUUGACUACCUGAACCGCUACACCGUCACCGUGGAGGGCAUGAUCAAACUUUCCCUGUCCACUGCCAGCGGCCUGGCCCACCUCCACAUGGAGAUCGUUGGCACGCAAGGGAAGCCGGCCAUCGCCCACCGGGACCUGAAAUCUAAGAACAUCCUGGUGAAGAAGAGCGGGACGUGCUGCAUCGCUGACCUGGGCCUGGCUGUGCGCCACGACUCCGCGACUGACACCAUCGACAUCGCCCCCAACCACAGAGUAGGAACCAAAAGGUAUAUGGCACCAGAGGUGCUAGACGACUCGAUAAACAUGAAGCAUUUUGAGUCAUUUAAGAGGGCAGAUAUCUACGCCAUGGGCUUGGUUUUCUGGGAGAUAGCCAGUAGAUGCUCUCUAGCAGGCAUCGUUGAAGACUACCAGCUGCCAUACCAUGACUUGGUGCAGUCAGACCCUUCUGUAGAGGAGAUGAGGAGGGUGGUGUGUGAGCAGAAGCUACGGCCCAACAUUCCAAACCGUUGGCAGAGCUGUGAGGCUCUGCGGGUAAUGGCUAAGAUCAUGAGGGAAUGCUGGUAUGCCAACGGAGCCGCCCGCCUCACUGCGCUACGCAUCAAGAAGACUCUUUCCCAGCUCAGCCAAUCAGAGGGCAUCAAGAUGUAGACACACUUUCUCUUAUUAUAUUAUUCAUAAUCUUAUUAUUUUAUUAUUACCAUCAUUAGUUCUCGCCCCGCUGUUCCUCCUCUUGGUUUGAAAGGAGAGGCUGCUCGGUGAAGUUUUACUCUGAUAUCCCCCAACCACUCCCUAAAUGCCGGCAUCGUUUCCUCGUCGCCCCACCGACCGGCGCGUGGAUCUAUUUCCUGUGUCACGGAGGUGAUGGAUGGAUCUGGUGGAGGGAUGUUUGCCAGUGCAAACCCCACCCCCCCUGUCCUCAAGAUUGGUGGGAUCACUUCCUCCAGUGCUCUUGAAUUACCUAUCAGGGUGAUUACAGACCGACGUAGUCCCACCCUGCCACAGACCCAUCUCUCAAUACUGUUCUGCGGAAACCAGAGGAAAGGAAACAACGACCCAUAAGAAAAACCCUAAAGUUGCAUGACUGCUGGUCAUAACAUUCAGGUGACAAUGCCUCCAUUCCAACAACAAAUGUUCUGCCACUGGGCGAGGUAGCUUGGAAUCGACGAGAACCACCCCAAAAAAAGACUGAACAAACUAUAGUUUGUUUAUUUUUUUACCAUCUGGUACUUAAAAACGAGCAUAUUAAUUGAGUUAUUAUUUGUGUUUUUUUCCAUGGAGAGAUGCUGGUGUGCUGUUGGACUCAUCGCUCCAGAAAAUGUUGCAUCUUUUUUUAGUAUUUCUUUCUCUUCUCCCUAUGUACAGGGGGUCUACAGGUCAGUUUAACUUAUUGGUUUUUGUUUGCAAACAGAAUGGACAUGAGCUCAUUCAGUCUUGGCCAACAUGCUAUGGCAUAUGCAAUAUAGAUAAAAUGUAUCUAUUUUAUAUACUCUGCUCUGCUACUACUAUGACAACAACAGCUCGACAGUCGCCAUCAUGCCUUCCGAGCCAGGUGAUAACCUGAAAGUGCCACUGCUUUAAACCUACCCCCCUUCUUCCCCUCUCAUGUCAGUUACUGUGUGAGGGUGGAUGGAUGGGUGGGUUGGUGUGGUUGGGUGUGUAAGAUCACAUGGAGACUUGACAGACGCCCUCCCAGAGCUGUAGGAGCAGCAGGGAGUGUUCCUCCUCCUAUGCAUAUGAAAGGACACAUGUGGCCUCGCCACACUGCCAGGGGCAGCCACAAUACCGCCUCUCUGGUGCCAUCUACCCACCCCCCUCUCCCCCCCGCUGCCAGCCACCCUCAUCAAAACAGCAACAAGGGAUGUAUUUUUACCCUCUCGCUCUCUCGCUCUCUGCUGUAUGGGAGAGCUCUCUGGACUAUAGAAACUGAAUACCAGACUGAUAGUGGGGCUAGUACCCACAGGACUACACAGGUCACCUCCAAAGUGGCUUUAAGGAGAAAGAAAAAACAGCGCAAGCAUUAUUGAAGUUGCCCUAUAAACAUGCAUUGUUGGAUUCUACUUUUUUGGGGGGUUGUUUCAGAGUGUGUGACGGCACACAUUUAUUGUUUUAAAUGUCUCUUUAAAGAAAAACAAGGUGAAGUACAUUCAUUUAAAUAUAGCAAAUGGAUAUUUACUAAGCCAUAGGUUUUCCCUUUUUUUGUGCAACUUUUUCUACUACUACAAGAAUGUACAUUUACGGAUAAAAUUGAUCUGUAACAUUUAUGUAAACUGCUUCACAUUUCAGCUUAGCAAAUCUUAAGGGACCAAUGCAGAGAGGCAGGAUUACUUUUGUUUUGUGAAAAGUAAGAUGAUAGAUAAUAACUAUUACAAAGUAGGGUCAAUAUUCUAUAUAAAGAAAAAAAGUAAAUAUCGCACCAGAUUUAAAGUUGCAAUAUGUAACUUUUUGGGCGACCCGUCAAAAUUCAUAUAGAAAUGUGAAUUAUAGAUCUGUCAUUCUCAUUUGAAAGCAAGUCUAAGAAUCGGUAGAUCUGUUCUAUGUGUUAUUUCUGUGCUUCCUGUUUUUAAGUUUCGUUUUUGCUUUACUUUUGGUUUUGUGCACCAGCUUCAAACAGCCGAAAAUAUACUAUUUUUGGUUAUGGAAAAUUUCAGUGGUUUUGUUACAAUGAUUCUCUAAACUAUACUUGCUUGUUUGGUCACACAAACUAAAAUUAGGCUAACUAUUAGAAUUUUAGCAUCCAGGAAGUGGCAGAGUGGUUUCUGCAUAGUGCAUCUUUAACAAUUGUAUGUUUUUGUUUGUAUUGUAAGGUGCCCUAUUGCCACACACCUAAACCUGCAAGCUGCAUAUUUAUACCAAUUUGGAUAGUGCUCGUUUUGGUAUGUUCAGUUUCCACAGUCUUGAUGUCACUGCAGCUUAUUGCUCUAUUUCAGCAUACUAAGCAAAACCUCAUAUUGGAGCAUGUGUGAAAAAAGUAUAAUAUUUUUUUAAAUGAAAUACUGUUGUCAAUUGUCACAAAAAAUAAACAGAACCCCAAAAGAUAUGAGUGUUUGGCAAUAAGUGCACUUCUGACCUAACUGCACGUGAACCUGUGUGGCAAUAAGGUUGUCUUUGUUCUUUUAUUAUUCCUUUGGAUUUCUCUACAACAGUCUGCUGUUUGGAUGCAUUGUAUUUAUCUAUGGGACACUGUGCUGCUACAAAAUGUCUGCCUCUGUUCAGAAACCAAGAUGAGGUCAGAGAUGCUCUGUGAGAGCCCCGAUUGGAUGUACAUAACAUAUCCCACAUGCCUCUUAUUAGAUCUGUGCCAUGAUGUUUUUGCCUCUACAUGAUUCACCAUUGGUGUUCCCCAAGGGUGAGUGCUGGGAUCUCUGUCUCUCUAUCUCUGUCUAUCUGAUGCAUCAGGUCAAUCUUCAUCCUGUAGAGAAAUGCUGAAGUAGCCCUUUAAGCAUUUUCUUAUUAUUUCUGAUUAGGUGUGCUUCAGGAAAUGAAGAUCUUUACAUUGUGUUGAACCUUUGAGAUUGAUUGUAUGCUGUGCCAUAUAGUGAUCUUAGUGAUCCCUGAAGUUAGUGGAAAUGAAUGGACAGAGGGCGAGAAAUGGUGUAUAUAUCCAACUAUUGAUAUAGGACCUUAAUUUGAUCGCCCCGUUGCAGGAAAACAUGCCUGUAAAUCAGCAGGACAUGUUAAACUUGUGUAUUUGAGGUUUAAAAAGACUUCUGAAGUUUGCAAUUUUCACUUACAAAAAAUGUAACAACCCCUACAAAAAUGUCCAUUAUUUAUAAUCCACGUAAUAACUCACAUUUCCUGUUGCUGCAGGAUUAUUUUCCUGCUGUAGCGAACUGUUCAAAUUUUAAGAUCCUACAUCUUGUAUAUCUGGCUAGAAGCUCUGUCCUGCACAGUUGGUCAGCAAAAAUAGUUUGAACAAAAAGGAAAUGAAAGCUAUCCCUAAUAUGUUAAGAGAAUAACAGAUAUCGCUGCUAUGACACAUGUUGAACAAAUGGAAGGGGAAAAAAAGCAGAAACGUCAUCAUGCUGAAUUAGGUCCCUGUGCGUGUACAUAAUGCUAGAUCUUAGAGCUUGUGUUUGUGGCAAGGUCAACUCCAUUCUCUGGGACAUAACAACAACACUCAAACAACAGCAGUUCAGCUGACUACUUCACUAUCUAUGCCUCCGUUGUCUACACUGGGCCAACGUUCAUUCUGUGUCCGGACACAUUUCUGUCUUAAAAUCACCAGCAGCCUUUCUUUUCGUUUCUAAAAUCAAAGGUGACUUAUUCUUACAUUAAGUGUAAAAAAAACAUGACAUAUCCAGGUAUUCCCCUCUCAGUGAUAUGCAGGUAAUUUUUCCUGGCCAUACCAGCUUACAAGUUAACAGAAACAACGACAACAACCAUACCGUUACACCUCUGGUUUUAUCAUAAAAAUAGGGCGACAGUCGCGGCUUUCGGGGUGGUCUAGAGUGGAAAAGUGGGGUUUUAGGUCUCGAAGCGCAUUUAGUUUGCCCAGUGCUCUCUUGAGGUGCUACCAGUGUCCUUUUCAAUACCGCCCACCCCCCCAAAAAAAUAUUUUCUGUGCCUCCUUUCUGCUCAUCUAUUUCCACCCAAACACAGAAAGGAGAGACAAGCCAGGAUGUCCCAGGCAGCAGACUGCCAGCGGCCAUCUUUGUUGCACCAGUUAUGAGGGUUGAAAGGGUGGGUGUUUGCUGUAUGUGCCCUUUUUGUGACCCAAACCCAUAUGAUCUGGUAAUUUUAUCACUGGCAGACGAAUGGUGUAGAGGGCACUGCUGGAUAUGCAGUCUGCCCAGACAGAAACUGACAAACAGUACUGUUGCUCCAAGCAAGGAGCAACACUAAUGGUUGCUAUUUUGUUUUGAUUUAAUUAGUUUUAAAUUAAUUAUUUGAUUUAUUGUGUGAUCUUAUUGAGGCCAGGGAGCUAUGCAAAUGGUGACCCCCCCCCCAAAAAUGGCUCUACCUUUCCCGAGAGAGGCCGCAAACCGGAGCACAAUUUGCAUAAUUCCUUCAAAGGUCAUGCAUAUGCCCAGUUGGCAUGCAAAACCACAACACACGGGUUCCUCUUAUAGUUAUGCAAAUUUUUUGGUCAACGUGGUCCCUUUCUUUGCUUUCCAUUUUUCGCUCCUGUCCUGUUUGGGCACCAUUUUACUGGUCUCUAUCUAUGCUACUAUCUGGACCUUUUUUGCAGUACUGUGGCUCAGUUGUGUCAGAAAGCACAGGCAUCAUCAUUCUGGAGACAUUUUUAGACUGCCAAUUAAUGCCCAAGGGAAAGAAACAAUGGUUUGGGUCACAAAAGGGUCCUGCUUGCUAAAUAAAAAGCCAAUAGUGGUGCUCUCCACGGGUUCUAUGUGGCUGCUGUAGUGAGACCGUUGUGUAAAAGAAAGCUUUAUCGUGUUUUAUUUGGUGCCUAAGUUAGACUAUUCUCCUGUCAUUUUUCCACCUAGAAUGACGAGCUGCAUGUGAUUGUGUUCCAAUGUAUGCAUCACUUGAUUUAUAAAUAAACAAAAAAAGCAGAAAAAAAUAUGAAGUGUAAUUAACAGGAUAUUAGGUCAUUCAAAUCUAAAGAAAAUACCUCCUGAAGACCAAUGUGUUUUUACCUCAAUGUAUAUAUUCGAUUUGUUUACGCCUAGUUUGAAUUUUUUUGUUUCUAUGAAAUGCUAAUUUGAAGAAUACACAUUUGUCAAUGGUACUUUUUUUGUCAAUGGUAUUGUGUUUUGUGGUGUUCAGUAUAUUCCUCUAUUUACCAUUAUCACUUAUUGACUUCUGUUCUGUCUCAAAUGUAAAUGCUUUACCAACGUCAAAACCUUAGUCUUUUCCAAGCCCCUCUGAGCUGUGUUUAAAAAUGUCUUGUUCUUUUGUGGUCAAAAAGGAGGCUGCAAGGAGUGACCGGUUUCAGAAUCGCCUGUGCCCCCUUCUGAUUAUUUCUAAUGCAUAUGUAUUGACUUUUUUUUAAAUAGUGUACACCGAAGAAUGAACGAUCAACAUAGGAUAGCUUAUGUUAAGUUCUAACAUAGUUGGAGUACAAAGUGGUGUGAAUAAAAUACAUUUCUGUAAGACCA